GAGUGAGAUUCCAGGAGGUUUCUUCUCUGGUGGCGCUGGCUAUGUGCUCUCAAAAGCAGCCGUAAGACGCUUCGUUCUACUCGGAUUUGAUUUCAAUAAACUGUGUCCUCCAUUUGCUACCAAGGAGGACGUUCGAACAACUGAAUGCGCCAGACAUGCGGGUGUGAAGACCGUCGAAAUUCUGCACGACGAUGGGGUCCAGCUGUUACAUCCAUACAGCUUGGCCAGUAGGUUUGAUGAAAUGAACACAACGGCACAACUAAUGGACCUUUACUCACAGCCGUUUGUACGCAGGGCACGAGUAGCUGGGAUUUAGUGCCAGACAUAUCGGAUUUCACUACAUGGAUGCAGUCGACUUAUACAUUACGGAAUUCAUCACAUAUCACUUGCGACCGGUGGGGGUUUCAUGAACUCAACCACAGCGCAACGGCUAUCUCGACCAUUCCGUGUUUGCUUUUGCCAUCGUUCCAUGUUUUCGCCCUGUUUGAUAUCACACUUGUUUCCAUCGUUGGAAGUAAAAUAAUUCAUUUGAAGAAUCACUUCCGUUGAUUCAUGUUCUGUGACGUAUACCAUACGGAAGUAAUGUGCCAGCUUUUGUCCAUCUGAUUUCUCAUGAUUUGCAUAGCUUAGUUGAUCAUCUUUUUUAGAUUUAAUCAACAAAUAGAUAUUUGAAUAUACGCAUAACAUUGGUGUUUAUGGAGCUCAUAAAUGCAAAUAAAAUAUGUAUUGCUCAACCA
Molecule: messenger RNA, 737 nt
Organism: Dicrocoelium dendriticum
Lineage: Eukaryota; Metazoa; Platyhelminthes; Trematoda; Plagiorchiida; Dicrocoeliidae
Source: the annotation of a GenBank genome assembly